This is a messenger RNA of Suillus discolor, 543 nucleotides long. RefSeq lists its product as uncharacterized. The record is from RefSeq and is a predicted model, not a curated record. The transcript has a single exon. The coding region runs from base 157 to 477 and encodes 106 amino acids. NCBI's taxonomy places the organism in Eukaryota, Fungi, Basidiomycota, Agaricomycetes, Boletales, Suillaceae. Gene Ontology annotation, molecular function: nucleic acid binding.
ACGUGAUGACGGUUUCCGAGCUGAUUGGUUGCACAACAUGACAGCCAACUAUACAGCUGAGCAUCCCUGGCCCCAACAGCGUGAUUGUCCUCGACAACUGUUCCACUCACAAGAGUGACGCUUUACGGGAAGCUGUAGAGGCAUCUGGUUUGCUAAAUGCUACUUUGCUUCGCCUGCAAGUCUGACACAUUCGUAGGUUGCUUACUUGUUUUUCUACCACCAUACUCCCCAGACUUCAAUCCGAUCGAGGAGAGCUUCAGUUGCUGUAUGUUCGGACAUGUUUCAUUUCAUUCUGUCACUCACACUUUCUCUAUAGUGAAGAAGUGGCUUCGAAGGCAUUGGAGGGAACUCCGACACAGCCAAUUCCCUGAGCAGGACCUUCGUGAAGCUUGCUUCAGGGCUGUGAAUGCCGAAAAUGCGCGAGGCUGGUAUAGGCAUAGUGGCUAUCUCAGAUCUGUAGUACGAUGGAUGUAUUAACUGUGGUGUGGGCAAUAUUACUACGUGGAGUAGAGUGGACAAUAGCUGCAUGUAUGGGGUAUGGAU